Messenger RNA from Scutellospora calospora, 231 nucleotides. The record is from the annotation of a GenBank genome assembly. NCBI's taxonomy places the organism in Eukaryota, Fungi, Glomeromycota, Glomeromycetes, Diversisporales, Gigasporaceae.
UGGUAUUCAAAAUCAGCUAAAAAUGAUGACUCACCUAGACAAAAUAGUUCUGAACAAUGCUACGACAAGGGAAUAAGUACAACCAAGAAUAAAAAGGUAGCAUUUAAACAGUACUUGAAAAAUGCUGAAGAUGGAAUUGGAGUUGAAAAAGACGAACGAAUUGGAGUCGAAAAAGAUGAACGAAUUGGAGUUGAAAAAGACGAACGAGUUGGAAUUGAAAAAGACAAAUGA